Sycon ciliatum is the source of this 2331-nucleotide messenger RNA. Its product is annotated as diacylglycerol O-acyltransferase 2-like. The transcript is spliced from 3 exons. Gene Ontology annotation, molecular function: diacylglycerol O-acyltransferase activity. Gene Ontology annotation, biological process: triglyceride biosynthetic process. Gene Ontology annotation, cellular component: endoplasmic reticulum membrane. The coding region runs from base 366 to 1370 and encodes 334 amino acids. The record is from RefSeq and is a predicted model, not a curated record. NCBI's taxonomy places the organism in Eukaryota, Metazoa, Porifera, Calcarea, Leucosolenida, Sycettidae.
AUCUACGUACAUAAAAUCACUGUUGACUGUUGUUUAGUUCGUGUGUGUCGUGCAGAAACGCAGUUCAUGUCAAUCUUUCUGCGUUCAUUGUGGAGCUCAUUUUCUGUUUCGCGACAGGCCGUAGGUCACAUUGGCUGCUUCGCUAUCCCCUAGUUACAUUUUGAGCAAGUGCUUGCGUUGGGGUAAAGUCGCCGACAGCCUCUGGCGGCGGAGGAGGACGUCACCUAGGCGAAAGGUCCGAUCCACACCAGCAAUAUCCCCGAAUUUGCUGUGCUCAGCUGUCGCUUCUGCUUUGGAUGUUGUUGGACAAAUCGUUUGGACGUCUGCUGCUUCUGUAGCUAGCGAGCAUCGAGCACGUUGUCAUCAUGCUCGAGACGGUAAAGCAUUUGAUGUCGCUGGCCCAGAUCGAGCACUACAAGCGAGCGAUAGUGGCCAUUUUCAUUCUGAGCUUCUUCUGCGCGCACAUCGUUCCGUCAGUGUUUCUCAUUCUACUGCUGCUCACACCGCUGGCACCCGUUGUCGUACUGUAUAUGGCAUGGCUGCUAGUGUUCGACUGGGAGUCUCCCACUAGCGCGUGGUUCGGCCCGUCGGCGAGGCGCAGCAACUACUGCCGAACGGCGCGAAUGUGGAACUACUUUCGCGAUUUCUUUCCUGUCACCCUGGUCAAAACAGCUGAUUUGGAUCCGAAGUCGAACUACAUAUUCUGCUAUCAUCCUCACGGUGUAUUUGCAGUGGGGGUGUUCGCUAACUUCGCCACGGAAGCGACCGGAGUUAGCGAGCAGUAUCCGGGCUUGACGAUCUGGCCAAUGACGAUGCCGGUGGUGUUUUCGGCGCCGGUGAUGCGCGAGUGGCUGAUGUUGCUGGGAGCGCGGAGCGUCACCACGGCCGGCUGUCGGAGCAUGCUGUCGCGCGGUCCCGGUCACAGCAUAGCCCUCGUACCCGGUGGCACACGCGACAUGCUGGUGGCCAAGCCAGGCGAGGCGAAGACGGCAAUACGCAAGCGCAAGGGAUUCGUGCGCCUGGCCCUGGAAACCGGAUCACCACUGGUUCCAGUAUAUGGGUUUGGGGAGAACGAACUGUACGACCCGCCAAAGAGCUCGUUCCUGCGCCGCUUUCAGACGUAUUGCACGGAGAAGUUUGGCAUGUGUUAUCCGUUCUUCCAGGGCGAUGAGCUUGCGAGGAUGCUGCCACGUCGCAAGCCAUUGCACACUGUUGUCGGUGCAUCGCUGAAACUCCCGGAGAUGGAAGAACCGUCUGAAGCAGAUGUGGAGCAUUGGCACGGUGUGUACCUCGAGAAGCUAACGGAACUGUUCGACCAACAUAAAGAGCAGUAUGGCUAUGGGCCGGAGAAGAAGUUAGAGUUUGUCUGAGCUGUCGCUCGGGACGCCUUGCAACCGGUGCGUGUGCUCUUACGGUUCUCAUUGGUCAUGUGAUCAAUGUGUUACAUCAUUGCAAGGUCAUGUGAUCAAUGUGUUACAUCAUUGCAAUGUCAUGUGAUCAAUGUUUGACGUCAUUGCAAGGGCAUGUGAUGAACACAUUAUGUCAUCGGUUGAUCACGUGUCGUCUUGAAGUCACAUGACCUUUGCUAUCCAUGACUCGGGUGACCGAGACAGUUGUGUCACGUUACGCUAUUCUCACGUGUAUACUGUACGCACGUGUGACUUUUUAGAUAUACGACCAAGUACCAAGUGUGCGCUGCAAUGGCGUCAUCACCAAAGCCAUCGUAUGAAUUAUCAGACCAGUCCUGUUUCGAAUUCCCUGCUUUUUGGUACAGAUUACGAAUCCCUGCUUAUAAAGAAACUAUUCAAUUUCCCUAGCACACAGCAGACAACGUAUUUCAAAUUUCUAAACAAAAACAAUGUCCACUCUGAGACCAAGGUGAGCUAGUUCCACGGGCUCCCUCCGCCAAUAACACCCCUCCCCCCUCGCCCCUUACGAUGGAAUUUUAAAAGCAUAACGCUAACCGCUGAUCUAUUCUUCGAUAUCAAUUGCCCUUUGGGAGGUGUCCGAUUUCCACUGGCCACGUGCAAGUGUGCAUCCAUGUAUGUGUCUUACAAAUACAGUCGUCAUGUUCUGAACGCCUGUUGUCCCAUUCUGUUUCAGGCACCACAAUUGAUUACAAAUUUUAGAAAUCAGUUCUAUUUAAAACUCAGUUUUGUCCAAUUUCACUGAUUUUAUACCAAGUUUAAAACAAUCCGAAAUUUUCAAUUUGGCAAGAAAACAUCUUUUUUUAGAUUUUAGUCUUCAAUUAUUUCCUUUUAACAGUUAUCUUUCGAAAUAUUAAGUCCGAUUGGAAUGCCUGACAGAUCCUCUCUCCAAACUCGGUUUGAA